AUGGAUAAGAGUAUUUGUGAAAGUGUGGCUUCGUCCAGUGACUUUAUGAUAUAUAAUGUGUUGUCAGGAGGUAGAGAAAAAAGCAAGCAGACUUUAAAUGAGAUAAAAGAAUUACAAGAACAAAAUGAGGAGGUUAUGAAAAAUGAAUUAAAAGAAUAUGACGUUGUUAAUAAAUUAAUAUAUGAACGUAUUGAUAGCCUUCCUAAUAUUAUGAGUGAAUAUGAUAACUCUAUUAAGAGUAUUAUAAAUAUGGAUCAUAUGAAUAAUAUAGAUAAUAUAUAUAAUGUGAAUAAUAUAUAUAAUGUGAAUAAUAUAUACAAUGUUAAUAAUAUAAAUAAUGCCGAUAAUAAUAAUAAUAAUAAUAAUAUAGACCAUAAAAGCUAUGAAGAUAUUUUAACAUGUACUAUAGAAAGAGAUUAUGUUGAUAAUAUGAAAGAAUCCCCAAUUAGUCAUAUGAAAGAUGAUCAUGUAAAAAAAAAUAAAAAUAAUCAUAUAAGAGAUACAGAUAUGAAGAGCACACAAUCAUUUAAUUAUAAUAUAACAGAAGAAGACAAAAUAAAUAUGAAUGAAAAAAAUAAUUCUGCAGUAAAUAAUAUGGGGAUAACGAAAGAUGAUAAAUUAUAUAAUAAUGGGAAUUCCUUUCUCAUGAUAAAAAAAGAUCAUUCAGAUAAUAUGUAUAAAAAAGGUAAUGCACCUAUUAAUAUAUCAUCAUUAAAAUGUAAAAUUGAAAAACAAAAAUUGACUUUGUCAGACAUGAAUAAUUAUAUAACAGAAGAAUAUUUAAACAGCAGUAUACAUAAAAUAAGGAAACUAUCAUGUAGUGAUGGUGCUAUAUUAAAUAAUAAACAUAAAAAUAAUUUUGAAUUAAUAGACGAAUCUAAUAAUAAUUUAACAAACAUUAAUAUAAAUAAUCCAAAAGAAGAAGAUAUUUUUCUCAUGGAUACUUCAGUUAGAGAUGAAAAAGAUAUAUCUUUAAAGUGGAAUGACCUGAACAAUUCAGAUAAAAAUAUAGAUGAAAGUAAUAAUAAAAAUGAGAAAGGUCAUGAUAUGAAUAAAAUUAGUCACAAUAAAGAAUAUAUAAAAAGUGUUAGUUUUUUUAUGAAGGAUACUAAGGAUGAUAAAAUGUCCCAUUCGUUAUAUACAUCCAAUGAGGAGACAACUAGUUUGAAUGAUUUAAAAAGGGUACAUACAUAUCCCUCUAAAAAGAAUUUAUUAAAGGAUAUGGUGUCAUCUAUCAAUUUGGUGAAGGAUGAUAAUAUUUCCUCUGUUAUUUGUGGAGAAAAUAUAAGUGAAUUCAAUAAGGGGACAUUUGGCAAAGCUGAUUUGAGUAGUAAGAUAAAUGAUAAUUACUUUAAGGAAGAUGAUAAUAAAAAUGGUAACAAUGGUGAUAAUAAUAAAGAUGAAAGUAAUAUUAAUAAUGAUGAAUAUAAUAAUGAUGAUAAUAAUAUUAAUAAUGAUCAAUAUAAUAAUGAUGAUAAUAAUAUUAAUAAUGAUGAAUAUAAUAAUAUUGAUCAAUAUCAUCAUUGUGGUGAUACAAUAAAGCAAAAGGAAACACCCUCUAUUGCUCAUAAAAUAAAACACGAAGCUAUAUCCGAAAACGAUAUGAACAGCGAAAAAAGUUACAGUAGCCAACUUCUUUAUGAAGAUAAAUUAUAUUAUAUGCUAAAUAAUAAUAGUCUAGAAAAUUUAAAUUAUACUGUUAUAGAAAAAUAUUCAAGUAAUGUAAAAAAUAUCAAAGAAGUGAGCGAUAUUUGUUUCAGAUUUUCUAGAUUAAUUAUUGGAAAAAAUUUUAUAAAAAAUUUAGAAAAAUACCAAAAAUUUUAUAUAAGUUAUUGUAUACCUAUAACAUAUGAAAUUUUGUCAUCCAAUAGUACAGACUGUAGUAAACAAAGAAGACAAACUAUGAAUGAGAAUUAUUUAAAUAAAAAAUACAGAAAAAAAAAUUCAUCAAUUAAUUUUUCAUUUAAAAAUGGAAAGAAAGGAGAAACUACAGAAAAAUGUAAAAAUGGAAAGAAAGCAGAAUCUACAGAAAAGUGUAACAAUGGAAAGAAAGGAGAAACUACAGAAAAGUGUAAAAAUGCUUUAGAAUUGGAGGAAGCAAAAUUUUGUGAAAAAAAUAAUAGUUCAGAACAUCAAAGUUAUGUGAAUAAUAUAUCUUAUGAUAAUUGUAAUAAUAAUAUAAAAAAUAGCAAAUUUCGAAACUAUACACAACUCAAUAAAAGAAAGAGUAGUAAUAUAAUUGAAAAAAGUGUCAUUAUAUAUGAUAGUCAUUAUAUUGAAGGCAAAUAUAUAAAUAAAAAUAAUGUCGAAUUUUUACAAGAUAUUUAUCAUAAAGUAGAUAAUAAUAUAUUUGAUAAAAUUGAAAAUGUUUCUUUUUUAUUAUGUGCUACAUUAAAUAAAAAAAAAAAUAAUCCACAAGGUUAUAAUUCAUCUAUAUUGUUGCAACAAAAAAAUAAUAAUAUAUUGAAAUUAUUAAAUUAUCCAUUUGUCAUACCAAAUAAUUGUGAAAUUUUAGGAAUAGCCGAAAUUCCUUUUAUUCCUAUACCAAAUUUGGAAUUACCUAUAAAGGAGCUAGCUAUUCCAAAUAAUUGUUUUCAGAAUUUAAUAAAAGGUCCUUCUAUAUUAUUUUAUUUGUAUAUAGACAUAUUGGAGAGGUCCUUACCUGUUCAAAAGAAUAAAUAUGAGGAAGAUAAUAUGAAAAGUGUACAUAAUCUAAAGGAUGAAUUAAGUAGUACAGAAAAAGCAAGAAUUUCAGACAGUAUGGGGAAAAUUAUUGAGAAGGAUAAUGAUAUUUUUAAUAAAAAAGUAGAUGGAGAUAUGAAUGUGCUAAAUGAGGAUAUACAGAAGAGUUCAGAAUUAAUUAAAUCAAAUGUGCAAGUAGAUUAUAUGAAUAAUAUGUGCAUGAAUGGUGAAAAUGAUGUUUUUGAGAAUAUAAACAUUUGUGAUGAUAUAAACAUUUGUGAUGAUACAAACAUUUGUGAUGAUAUAAACAUUUGUGAUGAUAUAAACAUUUGUGAUGAUAUAAACAUUUGUGAUGAUACAAACAUUUGUGAUGAUACAAACAUUUGUGACAAUAUAAACAUUUGUGAUAAUAUAAACAUUUGUGAUAAUAUAAACAUUUGUGAUAAUAUAAACAUUUGUGAUAAUAUAAACAUUUCGGAUAAUAUAAAUUGUUUUGAUAAUAUAAACAUUUCUGGUAAUAUAAAUUUUUCUAAUAGUUUAAACACAUCCAACAAUUUAAACAUUUCUAAUAACGAAGUAGCUUCCCGAAAUGUAGAUACUUUAAUGUUAUCUGAUAAGUUGAAGGUGUCAACAGAUGAAAUAAAAACAAAUGAUGAAAAAAAAAAUUAUGAACAUGUUCAGGUGAAUAUUAACAAGUCAGGUAAUAAUUUGGAACAUCAGUUAAAUUCUGAUGAAAAUGAAAAAAUGAGAAGAUCGUUAAAGAGUGAAUACUCUGAGGAUAAGGAAUUUGAGGAAUUGAUUGAAGAAAAGGAGGAAAGAAAAAAUAAUGCAAUUGUUAAUAAAAUGAAUAGUGUUGAUAAAAUGAAUAGUGUGGAUAAUAUUAACAUUGUGGAUAAUAUUAACAGUGUGGAUAAUAUUAACAGUGUGGAUAAUAUUAACAGUGUGGAUAAUAUUAACAGUGUGGAUAAUAUUAACAGUGUGGAUAAUAUUGUUGAAGAAUCGAUGAAUAAAUUAAAAGUAAAGGAAAAUACUUUAGAUGAAAAAAAUGAAGAUGAUGCAGUAAUAUAUAUUUAUAUAGACAAAAUAGUUAACUUAUCAAAAAAACACUUUACUAAUUUAUCAUUUUGCGUACGAUUUUAUAAAGAUGAGAAAUAUACAUAUAAAAGCUUUGAUUUGAAGAAUGAAAUGAUAUUUGAUACUUUACUAAGUUCUAAAAAGAAACUGUGUGAUAUGCAAGAGGUUAUUAUAGAGGUGUGGCAUGAAAGAGAAGUAGAUAAGAAAAAAAGAAAAAAGAAAAAAGAAAAAGAAAAAGAAAAAAAGAAAAAAAAAAAUAUGAUAGAAAAUAAUAUGGUUGAGGAAAAAGUUAAAGACUGUGUUGGUAUAUUAAAAAUAAAUGUAAAAGAAAUUAACGAAAAUAAGAAUAUAAUGUAUUUAGAAAAAUAUAAUGAAUUGACAUUUCGUUUUUAUGACGAUAUUAAUUUUAUGUUUCGAGUUUUGUUAAUUAGGGGUUUGAAAGAUAUGUAUUCAAAUAUAUUUUUAUUUUGUAAAAAAUAUAUUGAGAAUUACGAAAUAGAUUCUCGUAAUUUUUUGUUGAAAGAUAAGAAUGACAUUGAUCCAAACGGAAUAAAUAUUAGGAAAGGAAAUAUCAAGAAAAAAAUAAAGAAAAUGAAAAAUAUAAAUAAUGUGAAUAAUAUUAAUCGUAAUGAUAAUAUUAAUAGUUCUAAUGAGUAUGAUGUAAGAUCUAAUUCUUUUCUAUCCAUUAGUGAGCAGUAUUUUAUGUAUGACUCUACGAACAUAUAUAAUAAUGAAUAUUAUAUAUACGAAAUACAAAGGGAGGUAUUAAAAAAGGGCAUACGUAGUAAUGUAAUAAUAAAUGGUGUGUUAAAAAGGAUGAGACAAAAAAUGGAGAUGAAUAAUGUAAAUAAGGAAAUAUCCAAAAGGAAAUUUAACACAAAAAAUGUUGAUAGUGAUCAUUUGUCUGAGUUGUGUAAGUAUGUUAUGAAUGAUAGUUAUGAUGAAUUAGAUCAUAGGGAAAAUAUGUAUACAUUUAAAAUGAAUAUUAUGAAUAAGGAAAAAACUAAGAAUAAAUGCAACAAUAAUAGGAAGAAUAAUAAGAAGAACAAGAACAAUAAUAAUAAUGAGAAUAAAAGGGAAAAUUAUAAUUAUAGUUAUAAUAAUUAUAAUGAGACGAAUUCAAUAUAUGAUGAUAAUAUUUAUUAUAAUAAUAGGAACUAUUUAAAUAUCGAUUUUGUUAAAGAAGAACUUUUAUUAUGGAAUAUGAAUGAAGAGGUUGUGAAUUUAUUAAUAUGUGAUAUAAAAACUAAUUGUAUUAAAGAUAAAUAUAUUUUGAAAAGUUUUUUUGAAGAAUAUAUAGAGAAAAUAUAUACAAAAUGGGAAAAAUUGUCCAAUAAAAUUUUUGUAAAGAAUAAAAAGAAUAUGAAUAUAAAUGAUAUAUGUGAAUAUAUUGAUAGUUUAUAUAUAGAUGAUGAAAAUUAUAUAAAUAAAGAAGAAUUUUUUUUAUUUUUUGAAGAUAUUGGUACAAUAUUUGUUGAUUCUAAUAUAUUUGAUGAGUUAUGUUUAUUGUUUUAUGAUAAAAAAAAAGAAUUAAUACAUUUUUCUUUAUUUGUAUCCUUAAUAAUUAAAAAAGGUGUUGAAGAAUUAAAAAAUAUGAUAUAUGGAUAUGAUAUAUUGUUAAAAUUAUUUGACUUUUUAUAUAUGGAACAUAUUAGUAUGGAAUAUUUAGAAAAUGAAUUAUUUAAAAUUUCUUUGGAUAAAAAAAAUUUUUAUUCAGAAAAAAUAAAAAAGAAUAUAUCAAGAAAUAUAUUAAUAGAUUCAAAUAUAAAUUAUAAUAAAAAUAAGAAACCAAAUGAUAACUUAUAUAUGUUUUUAAAUGAAGAGGAUAAUAUUUGUUCAUGUACCUCUUUACAUUUUUUACAUUCUAUAAGUUUUAUUUUAAAGAAAUUUAACAAUAAUAAUUUUACAACAUAUGAUUUAUUUUUCUUAGUAAAAUAUAUUAUACAGAAUCAAAAUAACUAUGUAUUAUCGGACACGUAUAUUUUUGUUAAUGUCAUUAAAGGUAUUGAAACCAUAAAUAUAACAUACUUCUUAUCUUUAUAUUAUAUAUAUAUAAAUCAAAAUAAAAAUAAUAUACAAUUAAGAGAAAACCAGGAAAAUGACACGUCAGAAAAAAUAUGUGAUGAUAAUUUAAAUAAUGUCAUAACCAUAGAAAGAAAUCAAACUCUUGAAAAGCCUCUUCAUUCUUUAUAUAAUGAUAACAGUUUGUGUAUCUCGUAUUCUGAAAAGAAAAGUGGAUAUAUAUCAUCUUAUGGGUCUGUCUAUAAGGAAAAUAGGAAAUGUAGCAACACUCUGGGAAAUGUUGAUAGAAAUAAAAAUGUUGUCGAGGUAUAUCAUAAUGAAAAGGGUUGUAUAAAUAAUAUGAUUAAUAAUGAUGAUGAAAAUAUUCCAUGUGAGAAAAAUAAAGUGACUACCACAAGAAAAGUUACAAAUGAGUUUGUAAAAGAUGAAAGGUUAAGUGAGCAUAAUGAUAAUAACAAUGAUAAUAAUAAUAAUAAUAAUAAUGAUAAUAAUAAUGAUAAUAACAAUGAUAAUAAUAAUGAUAGUAAUAAUAAUAACAAUGACAAUAAUGAUAGUAAUAAUAAUAACAAUGACAAUAAUGAUAAUAAUUUGGAUCCAGACAUAAAGAAUGUAGAUGAGUAUUUAAUAAGGGACAAGGGAGUAUAUGAGGAUCAUCUAAAUGAUGAUCAUAAUAAUGAUGAUAGUAAUAAUUAUUAUUAUGAUCAAAAAUGUUGUGAUUUAAAAAAAGAAAAGAAUACUUUAUAUUCAUCAAAUCCAUCGGAUAAAGAAAAAAGUAAAAGUCUUAAUGAAAAUUACAAUAUAAAAAAGAAGGUUAUAUUAUCCAAUAAUAAUAUUAAGAAGGACGAAAAUAUAUUUUAUGCUAAAUUAUAUAAAAGGAGAGAUAUACAAAGGAGUGUUAAAAAUUCACUUAUUAUUAUUUACCACAGAAUUGUUAGUGGGUUAAUAACUAUAGAAUAUGUAUGUGAAUGCUUAGAUACUUUUUUUAAUAAUAUUUUAAAAAAUAAAAAAGUAAAAAAUAAUAAUAAUAAUAAUAAAAACUAUUUUAUGGAUAAAUUCGAAAUUUUAAAACUAUUAGAUUCAAUAGGAAUAUAUACAUCUUACGAUAUAUCUUUGUGUAUAUUAAAGUGGUAUAUAUAUCAAAUAUAUAGAUAUGAAGAAGAAAAAAAAAAAAAAAGAAAAAGAAAAAGAAAAAAAAAAAAAAUUGAGUUACAUAAAAGUGAUAUAAUAGAUAGUUUUGAAGAUUUUAUAUUAAAUAAUAGUAUUUUAGAUGAAACUAUUAUAGAGACUUAUAAUUUAAAUGAUCAUAUAAAAAUUAUGAAAUGGUUAUUUGAAAAAUAUUUAUUAAGUGAAUAUAUUAGUGGGAAUAUAUUUUCUGGUAGUACCUUAGAAUAUUUUUUUCUAUUAUUAAAAGAAAGGAAUAUAAAUAUUACAAUAUUUUCAGAAAAAAAUAUAUUUACAUUUAAUGAUUUUUUUAAAGAAAUUGAAGAACUCAAUUUAGAGUUCCCGAAAAAUUGUAUAAGACUUUUAUUUAGUAAUUUGCUAGCAUAUGAUUUAACAUCAUUUAAUAGUUUAAAUAAUAAAUUAAUUUUUUAUGAUAAUAUUGAAUCAUAUUGGAUAAGAUGGAAUAAACUAAACUUUGAACAUUUCAUUUUUGAAAAAACUAAUAUAGAAGAUACUAAAAUGUGGAAUAUUAAAAAUGUUAAAUGUAAUAGUAUAAAUAAUACAUAUAAGAACUCUAUUAAUGAUACUAUUCAUGGAAAUAAUAUAAGUCAUUUAUUUAACCAUGUACAACAAAAAAGAAAAGAACUAACUAAAAAUAAAGAAAAGGAAAUGAUUUCUAUAAAUAUAAAUUGUAAUUCAUAUAAUGAUAUAAAUACAUGUGUACAAGAAGAAGAUACUUUUUCUGUACCAAAUAAAAGAUUUAUUGAUGUUGGAAAUAGCCAAGGGAAAUAUUAUUAUUCUUAUUUUUAUGCUUUGCCAUUAUAUAGUUUAUUCUUUUAUUUUUCAAAACAAAAAAUAUUGAGUGGAGAUAAGUUGUUAAGAUAUUUUUUUAUAAGUAUUUUUAAAUAUGAAUUAAACAAAAUAAAUAUAAAUAAUUAUUUGAAUAAUUAUUAUACACUUUAUGAUUUUGUAGAUAUAUGUAAAGAUAUCAUUUUGUAUAAUGAUAAUACGGAUGAUAUAUUGUACCGAGAGGACUUUUUUAAAUUACUAAUAUUAAUAAAUAAAAAAUAUAAAAAAAAAACAGGUGAGGAUGUUAUAUCGAAAGAAAAUUCACUUGAAAUAUUUUUAAAGAGAAAAAGUCAUUAUUUUUCUCCCAUGUUUAAGCAGAAUUGGGGAUGUAUAAAAAGGGAUAUAAUAAGUUUGGAGCUUAAUCUUAUCUAUCACAAUAAUAAUAAAGAAGAAAGUAAUAAUGAUGCAAGUAAUAAUAAUAAUAAUGAUGAUGAUGAUGAUAAUAAUAAUAAUUAUCAUUAUUAUUAUAAUAAUUAUCAUUAUAAUAAUAAUUGUAAUAACUAUUUGUUGAAUUUACAACAAUGUAAAACUUUCAAUAAUUAUAACGAAAAAGAUCUACACCAAUAUUCAAAUGAGCGUCUUUAUAAUAACUUAACAAAUGUAAACCUUAUUAAUAGUAAUAUAGUAGGGGGGGACUCUAUAGAACACAGAAAAAUUCUUUUGAAUAAAAAAGGAGAUAUAGAAAAUGAAGAUGAAGUCAUUAUAAAUUUUUUUAAAAGAAAUAAAAAAGUUAUAAAAUAUAUUCGAGAAUAUUUUUAUAUAUUUGUAUUUUUUCAAAAGAUUAUACAUAAUAAAGAAAAUUGUUAUGAUUUGUGUUUUUAUGAAAAAGAAAUAGUAUUUUAUCAAAAGAAAUUGAAAGAAUAUUAUUUAAAACGUAAUCAUGUAAAUAAUUAUAAUAGAUGUAUGAAAAAUAAAAUAGAUAAUUAUAAAUUCUAUGAUAAAUAUGGAUAUGCUAUACCUUCCAUACAAAAAAUGAAAAAAGGAACUAGUAACGAUUGUAAUGAUAAUUCUUCUUUUAUGUUUUUAUAUAAUGAAGUAAAUAUUUGUAAUGAAGAGAAAAGAUUUGGAUGUAAAGAAUAUGCAUAUAUGGUAUAUCCAUAUUUAUUACUUUUAAGCGAUUUUAUAAAAAGAAUGAUACAUAUAUAUAAAGAAGAUUAUGUUGAUGUUAUAAAAAAAUUAUUUAUUAUGGAAAAAAAUAAAGAAUUUGUAGAUGAGAAUAUGAUGGAGAAAGAUAAAGAAAAAGACAAAAAGAAAAAAAAAGAUGUAAAAAAAAAAAAAAAUAAAAUUGAACAUUCAACCUUUUUAUAUAAAUUAGAAAAUAUCAUGUCAAGAUCUGGUAGUUUCGAUUAUAAGGAAUGGAAUAAAUUAUAUUUAUUGUGUGAACAUUUAGAUAUAAGAAUUGAUACUUUGAUUAUACGAUUAAUUAAUAUAUUAGAAAGGAAUAAUUAUAUUAAAGUAUGUAAUGUAAUGAAUGGAUGUAUCUUAUUUAAUGAUUAUCAUAAUUAUUAUAAUAAAAGUAGCUAUAAUAAUAAUUAUAAUGAAAGACAUAUAUUAUUUAACCUUAUAUACAAUAACAACAGAUGUGAUCAUAAUAUAGAGGAAAAGAGUAAUAUUAUAAUGAAUAAGAUAAUGGAUAAUAAGUAUAAUAUAGUAGAACAUAAAAAGAGAACACAUCGUAUGUUUUCUUUAUACGAAAAAGAAGAAAAUGAUAUAUAUAUAAAACAUAUGAAAUAUUUAAUAAGUUUCAAUAAGUUAAUAUUAAAUGAUUUAUAUAUAUAUAAGAAAAUAAGAAAACCAAAAAAUGAAAAGAUAUGUAAUAAUAUGAAUAUAAACAAUUUAGAUGUAUAUAUAUAUAAAUAUAUAAUACAUGAUAGAUUAUAUAUAAAUUAUUUAUCUUAUUUAUAUAUCAGAAUAUUAUUUAAUGAAUGUUUAUUAACAGGAAUAAAUAUUAAUACAAUAUUUUAUGACAUAAAAAAUAAAAAUACAUUUAUAAAUAUAUUAUUAAGAUAUUUUAGUCAUAUAUUUUGUGAGUAUGAUAUAAAUAUUCUUUCAAAGAAUUAUUCCUAUCAAAUUAAUAUGACAUCUAUUCAUUUAAGUGAAUAUCAUAAUAUGGUAUCUUUAAAAACAUUUCUUAAUGAUAUAUAUGAACAGGGAUUAUAUUAUAAUACUUAUUUAAGGAAAAUAUUAUUUUCUUUCUUUUUUAAAAAUUCAAAUAUAUUUUAUAUGUAUAUGAAUCAUGGACAAGAGAAAAACGGUGAAGACAAUUUAUUAUUAUCAUGUGAGAAAUUAAAACAAAUAUUAUGUUAUAAUGGAAUAUUUUUGUCGUGGGCAGAAAUAUAUGAUUUUUUCCAACCGCUUAAUAAGUAUUGUGUAAUAUAUCAUAAUAGGUCUUAUGAUAAAAGACAUGGGGAAAAUGAAACUCCCUAUAUAUUAAAAGCGUAUAUCAAUAUAUAUAAUUUGGUAAGUAUUUCAAGGAGGAUGAUAAGAGGAAGGUUGGACGAUAUUAAAAAUGUUGAAAAUGUUAUAAGUGUUGAUACUAGUAUAAAUAUAGAGAACUAUAAUAAAAAUGAGAUAUCUGGGGAAAUAUAUGAUGAAGACCAAAAUAAACCUAUAGGUCAUAAUAAUUACAUGAAUAAAAACAUUUCAGAUCAUAUAUAUAAUAAGAAGGUGUUACAGCAAGAUAGUAUGGAAGAAAGGCUAUCAAAUGUAAAUCAUGGUUAUAUUAUGGAUGUCGAUAGAAAAGCAGAAAGGAUAAUUUCAUCAUCUAAAUAUAAUAAUAACAAAACCUGUGUUUUAAAAAGAGAUGGUUCAGUUGAAAUGAACAACGAAAUAGAGAAGGAGGAUGAUACAUAUUUGGGUAGUACGAAAUAUAUAAAUAGACACAUAUUAUUAUGUCAUAAAAUUGAUGAAGACGUGAAAGAUGAAUAUACAAAAAAUCAAGAUACAUAUAAUAAUAAUAUGAAUACCUUAUUUAAAUUAAACGAAUGUGAUAAGAAAAAAGGAGAAAUAAAAAAUAUGUCCCUAAAUAAAAAUGAUAAUAUAAAGAAAGGGUGUUAUCUAAAAUGCAAAAGUCAGAAUGAUGAAAAGGAUAAUAAAUUGCUAAAUAAUAAAAAUAUUACAACAAUUAGUAAUUAUAUGAGUCCAUGUAUUUAUUCUAAUAUGAAAUAUAACAUUUUAGAAACGUCCAAUAAUAUAUUUUAUAAUUUGAGUUUCACAAAAUUAACGUUGGGAAGAUUACUAUAUCUAUUAUUUUUAAAAAUGAAUAAUUUAAUGAUAAAAAAAAAAUUAUAUUUUGAACAAAUAUAUUUCGGUAUGAAGAAUAUAAAUUAUGAAGAUAUAAAAAAAAAAGAAAUGGAAAGAGCGUGUACUUUAUUUUUAAAUAUGAAAAAUGAUGAAUUGAAUAAUAUUAUUCCUGAUAAUUUUAUAUUAUAUAAAAAUGAUAUAAGAAAUGGUAUCUUUUUUAAUAUAUUUCUUUUGAAAGAUACGUAUGAAGAAAUGUUCUCACAAGAACAAGAGGAAGAUGCAAAGGUCUCUAUAUACAAUUUUAUAUCUUAUUAUGAAAAAAAAAAAAAUGAUACAAUAUUUUCGAAUUAUUCAUUUGUUUACAAUUUUAGUUUUGAAUGGAUAAAUUGUAUGAAACUAAAGAAUGAAUAUAUAACUAAGGAGGAUUGUGUGAAAUUAAUUUGUUCUUUUAAUAUGGAUAAUAAAACAUGGGACGAAAAUAAAAGAGUUAACCGUGUAAAAAUAAAUGAUGAUAAGAUAAAAGAUAAUAAGACGAAUGAGUUAUUUAACAAUGUAAAUAUUAUAAAUGAAAAAAAGAGCUUAUUAUCUCAUACAUUAUCAAAACAGGAAAUGAUGAAAAUAUUUGAAAAAAAUAUUAAAGGGAAAUGGAAAAAAAUCUUAUUAUCUAUUUUUGAUGAGAAGAAUUUUUAUGUUCAUAAUUUACGCAUAUUUUUUAAAGAAUUUACUGGUAUAAAUACAUAUUUAAGAAAGAUUAAAGAAAGGAAGUAUAAAAAUAAUUUUAAGGAUAAUAAAAUAUGUGAUGAUAAUAAAAAAGAAGCUGAUUCAAAAAUAGAACAUUUAAAAGUAGAACAUUCUAAAGAACAUUCUAAAGAACAUUCUAAAGAACAUUCCAAAGUAGAACAUAGUACAUUUUCUUUAAAUUAUUAUUGUUGUCUUGGUGGUGAAGAAAUAUUUCUAUCGAACAUAUUUUUUGAUUACAACCAAAAUAAUAAUAUACCUCCUUUUGAUGAUAAGAUAAAAUCUUGUGAUGAUAAAGAGAGUAAAAGAAAUAUAUAUAAAGAAGAUAUUAUAUAUAUAAAUCAUCUAUUUGAUCAUAAGUUUUCUACCAUAAAAGAAAAAGAUAUUAUAACUUUAUUUAAACAUAAUAAGGAUAUGAUAAAAAUAAAAUUAUAUUAUAAUGAAAAUGUUAUAGCAGAAGCGAAUUUACAUAUCCUAGAAUUUUUUUCUAUAUUAAAAAACAAGGACAAGAUAAAAGAUCAUAAAACCUUAUGUUUUGUUGUUUCUUCUGAGGAUACACAAAAAGAUAUUUUAUUUUUAGAUAUUGAUAUUUAUUAUGAAAGAAAAAAAAUGUAUGCUGAUAUGCCUAUUUUCCAAACUACCAAUAGAAAAAUAGAAGAACACAAGUUUGAUGUGGAAAAUGUGAUUGAAUAUAUAGAGCAAAUAAAUAAUAAGGAUCAGCCAAAUGUAAGUAUUGAAAACAAUAGAAAUAAAGGUAGCAUACCAAAAAAUGUGAACACAGAAUAUUGUGUCGAUACUCAUAAUAAAUUAAAUGAUGUGGAUGAUAUUGUGAAGGUUACUAAUGUAGAAACGGAUGUAAAUACAAAUGAAAUGAACAUUACGCCAAAUUUAGAAGACCAACAAAACAAUUUUAAUAAGGAUGAUGUUCUAUGUAAUAGUGCUGAAUAUACUUUAUUGAGAAAAAAAAAAAUCGGAAAUAAUUAUUAUUUAGAAUAUAAUAAAAAUGAGGAAUUCCAUCCUAAAAAAGGAAGUAUAAAAAAAGAAGAAGACAUACAAAAUGUUACACUUUUAAAAAAUAAAUCAUUUGUUAGUUUUGCGCACUUAACUAUAGAUCAUAUAAUUAUUCCGAUAUGUUUAAUAAAUGAAAUUAGUAAAAAUGUUAUAGAAGGACAUGAAGGGAUGAAAUUACAUGAAGGGAUGAAAUUACAUGAAGGGAUGAAAUUACAUGAAGGGAUGAAAUUACAUGAAGGGAUGAAAUUACAUGAAGGGAUGAAAUUACAUGAAGGGAUGAAAUUACAUGAAGGGAUGAAAUUACAUGAAGGGAUGAAAUUACAUGAAGGGAUGAAAUUACAUGAAGGGAUGAAAUUACAUGAAGGGAUGAAAUUACAUGAAGGGAUGAAAUUACAUGAAGGGAUGAAAUUACAUGAAGGGAUGAAAUUACAUGAAGGGAUGAUAUUACAUGAAGGGAUGAAAUUACAUGAAAGGAUGAAAUUACAUGAAGACAUAUUUGUUGCGAUUUAUAUUGAAGUAUAUGAAAAGGUGAGUACAUGUGAAGAAACAAAAAAUGAACAACAUGUACAAGAAGAUGAAAGAGGUAGGUACAGAUUAUUAUCUUGUUCUGUUCCGAAAAUAAUAAAUUGUAAGAAAAAUGAAAAUAUGAAUUUUACGAGUGAAGUAUGUGUGGAUCCCAGCAUGGGUUUUCUUCCUACCAAUCGAUACGAUGAUAAAGAUAAUGAGGUUGAUGAUAAUAAUUUUGAUCCAAAUAAAUUUCAUAAUAAAUGUAACAAUAUAUGUCAUAAUGAUCAUCAUGUUGAGGAUCACAAAUUUAAUAAACCCCAAGAGUGUGCAGGAAAAAAUAUCAAGCUUCAUAAAACAAUGACCAACCUGAAAAAGAAGGAAAAACAUAUAAAAAUAUUUGAGAAACAUUUAAAUAUACAUAAUAUAAAAGUAAAACAUCAUGAAAUUAUUAAAAGUAAGAACUUAUUUAUAGAAGGGAAAAUAAUUAUAAGGGCCAUUAUAUCUUUAAAUUAUAUUUCAAAAGAUAUAGUUAUUGGGGAGCAUUGUUUUAAAAUAAAAAAUAUGUUAUAUAAAAAUAAACGUAUGACAUAUUAUUCAGAGAAUUUAUUUCAUUCUAUAAAUAAUAAAACGGAAACAUUAUCAAAUGAAAAAAAAAUAAAUGACAAAAAUGAAGUGUGUGAUAAGGAAAAUAAAACAAAUGGUGAUAAAAACCUAAUGUAUGAUCAUCUUAUAAAAUGCGAAAAUAAUAAUAAAACAAGUUCGAGCAACCCAGUAGAUAAUAAUACCAAAACUGUUUCUUCUGAAAAUAAUAUAAAGAAUAAUAUAGAGAAUAACAUUUUUGUGAAAAAUAUUGUGGAAAAAAAUAUUAUUGGAUAUAUAUCUUAUCAAUAUGAAAUAAAAGAAUAUAAAAAUGAAGAUUAUGAAAAGGUUAAUAAAUGUACACUUCCAAAUUUUAUUCCUAUAUAUUUUUUAAAUAGUGAUGGUGAUAGUGAUGAUAAUGGUGAUGGUCAUGGUCAUGGUCAUGGUGAUGGUCAUGAUGAUGAUAAUGGUGAUGGUCAUGGUGAUGAUUUAUUAUAUAAUACUUUAUAUGAAAAAUUAUUUAGUGAUAUAUUAAGAAAAUUAAAUUAUAGAAAAUAUGUUAAUGUAGACAUGUUUAUAUAUUCUUUAAAAGUUAGUUCAUAUAAAAAGCAUAUAAAUUAUUUUAAAAGAUUUUUCUUUUAUUUUAUAAAAUUGGACAAGAAAUUAUUUUUCCCCUUAAAAAGUGUAUUAAAGAUAUUGGCCUUACGAAAAUUAUCGUUUCACUUUUUAAGUUGGAUAAAUUAUUUUUUUCAUGAAAUACAAAAAUAUUUUUCAUGUUUUAAUUUUCUUGGUAUAUUUGAAUGGCCCUACUUAUUAAAAUGUGUUUUAAAAUCUCAGGAUGAGUACAUAAAGGACGAAAAAAAAAAAAAAAAAAAAUUAGAAAAUAACAAGGUGGUUACUAAAUAUAGGUACACCAUUGGUGAUAAUAAUGAUGAUGAUAAUAAUAACAAUAAUAAUAAUGAUGAUGAUAAUAACAAUAAUGAUGAUGAUGAUAAUAACAACAAUAAUAAUAAUAAUGAUGAUGAUUAUAACAAUAAUAAUAAUAAAAUAAAAGAGGAAAAAACAAAUUCUGUCGAAUCGAACACAUGUAGUCAUCUAAACUUUACAAAUUGUAGUAAUGUAUCCAUAAGAUAUUCAAGCAUUAAAAAUUAUAAGAAUGAAAAAAAUAAUGUAGAGAAAAAAACAAAAAAGAGAACAAAAAAUAUUCAAGGGAAAAUGUUAAAUGAAAAAGAUUGGUGGCUGUUAAAUAAUUGGAAUUAUUGGCAUUUAAAUUGUGAUAAAAAAAAUUAUUUCUUCUUAUAUUUAUUUAUAAAUGAUAUACUUCUUUUUUAUGAAGAAGAAAAAAACUUUUUUAAAAAUAGGAAGAAAUAUAAAAGGAUAGAUGAUGAUGGUAUUUAUAAUAAUAAUUAUAAUAUAUGUUCAUUUAUUCAUGUUGAUAAUAAUAACGAAGAAAAUGAUCAAGAUAAACAAAAGUUUAUAUUCUUAGAUAAUAAAAAGGAAAAUUACAAAAGUGGAGGUAAUGACUUACCAAGAAAAGAAAAAUAUAACUUAUUAAAUUUUAAAAAUAUAAAAAAAAAUACACAUCUAAAUAAUAUAAAGAAUGAAGAAAUAACAUAUUCUAUCUUUUCUAAUACAAAAAAGAAGAAGAAUGACUACUUAUCAAAUGAAAAAAAACAAAGAAAAGAAGUAAUAAAUAAUACUAAUAGGAGUAAUAAUAAUAAUAAUAAGACAUCUAUUUAUCAAUACAACACAUUGAAAGAUACAGAAAAUAAUAAAAUUCCAUAUGAUCAUAUAAUAUCAAAUAAUAAUUCACCAUAUGAUUUUGUGGAAAAAAAAGAAAAAAAAACAUUUUUCAAUUUAGGUUUUCAUGAUAAUUUAAAAAAUAAAAUUAACAAUCUGUUUAAAAAUGAUAAAAAAGAUUAUUUACAAACAUAUAAUAAAUAUUACAUUUUUGUAAAAGUGAAAAAGUUACUUUAUCCCUUACCUUUUAUAAAUAAUAAAAAGCCCAAUAUAUUUUUAACAUACCAAAUUGUAUUGAAUAAUUAUGAUUUCAUUAAUAAACAUGAUAUAUUUCCUUUCUCCUUAAAAAAAAAAAAAAAUUAUAUUAUUAACAAAGUUCAAGCACAAACAAAAAUUUAUUAUAAUGAUUGUUAUCCAUAUAUUAACAAUUCAGAAAUAUUAAAAUUACCGGAUAUAAAAGAAUUAAAUAAUACUUUUAAUAAACAUUUUGUACAAACUCAAGAUGGACACUUGGAUUUUUAUCUACAAAACUUAUCAUUACAAAUAAAUUUUUAUCAUGUCAUGAGUAAUAAAUAUAUAACAUCUCAUCUUAAUAUUUAUCAAGAAAAUGAUAGAAUCACAUCAAGUAAUAAUAUAUAUGAUAAUACAUCAGAAUUUUCAACGAAUAUUAAUUUAUAUAAUAUGGAAUAUGAAAAUAAUAAACAUAAGGAAAAAAAUAUAUUAAUAGCUAAAGCAUUCAUUCCUUUUAAUUUACUCUUAAAAAAAAACAAAACAAAGAUUAGUGUGCCAUUAUUUUUCUCUCCAUUUUUUACAAAAGGUGUUAAUAAAAAUGAAGUUGAAGUGAUACUAAAAUAUGAUACAAAUAUAAGAGAUUAUUUAAAAUAUGAAUAUAUGAACGAUAUACAUGAGAAGAAUAAGCAUAGGGGCGGAACAGAACGUAACGAGGAGGAUACCAAAAGGUGUAUCCAUAUAAAAGAUAUAAAUAGGAAUAAUAAUAUAAAUAGGAAUAAUAAUAUAAAUAAUAAUAAUAUAAAUAAUAAUAAUAUAAAUAAUAAUAAUAUAAAUAAUAAUAAUAUACAUAAUAAUAAUAUACAUAAUAAUAAUAUACAUAAUAAUAAUAUACAUAAUAAUAAUUACAGUGACCUGUAUUAUAAAAAAAUCAAGAACAAUAAUAUACAUAUGAAUCAGCUUAGUAUAUCAAAUGAUUUAAAUACUAGUUUACGUGUUAUAGAGGAAAAAAAUAAAAACGAAUUUAUCGAUUUGUCAAAUAUACCUUUAUUAACAUUACCUAAAAUUCCUCCACCCAUAUCUUAA
Plasmodium falciparum 3D7 is the source of this 16920-nucleotide messenger RNA. RefSeq lists its product as uncharacterized. Gene Ontology annotation, biological process: chromatin remodeling. The record is from RefSeq and is a predicted model, not a curated record. Lineage: Eukaryota; Apicomplexa; Aconoidasida; Haemosporida; Plasmodiidae.